Miscanthus lutarioriparius is the source of this 366-nucleotide messenger RNA. The record is from the annotation of a GenBank genome assembly. Lineage: Eukaryota; Viridiplantae; Streptophyta; Magnoliopsida; Poales; Poaceae.
AUGGCCUUCUUCCUCCCGACAACUCAGCGCCCAGGAAGGCCGGGCUCGCGGUGGCGGGCACCGGCCGAGGUAGGGCCGGCGGCCACGGCCGGGGGCGCAGAGGCAAGGGCACGCGGGGCGCCGGCGGAGGCCGGGCCGGUGGCCACGGUUGGGAGCGCGGAGGCAGGGGCGCCGGCGGCCAUGGCCGGGGCGCGCGCGGCCAGCGACGUAGCCACGGAGAGCACGGCCCCCGUCGGACGCAACCACAGCCAUUUCGGCCAGCGCUCGGAGCGCAUGGGGCCGGUUGAGCCAGGGCUGGCGGCCAACGCACGGGGAGCCGGUGGAGGCGGGGCAGAUCCACCGUUUUGGGACGACAGUUUGUCUUGA